AUGGCCGCUAAUCAGGCGACUUAUGGUCAAGCUCUGGGCGACGGUGAAUCGCCAGGCAAACCCGUAAAGAAAAAGAAAAUUAAGCGCGAAAUUAAAAUCCUAGAAAAUCUUCGAAAUGGUCCUAAUAUAAUAACACUUCAAGCCGUAGUCAAGGAUAACUUGUCUCGCACUCCAUCGCUCAUAUUUGAGCAUGUCAACAAUACGGAUUUCAAGCAGUUGUACCAGACUUUAACUGAUUUUGAUAUUCGGUUCUACUUGUAUGAGCUGCUAAAAGCUCUUGACUACAGUCACAGCAUGGGCAUUAUGCACCGCGAUGUCAAGCCACAUAACGUCAUGAUCGACCACGAGAAUCGCAAG
Rhagoletis zephyria (snowberry fruit fly) is the source of this 357-nucleotide messenger RNA. Lineage: Eukaryota; Metazoa; Arthropoda; Insecta; Diptera; Tephritidae. The record is from RefSeq and is a predicted model, not a curated record.